This is a messenger RNA of Sitodiplosis mosellana (orange wheat blossom midge), 4113 nucleotides long. Its product is annotated as 2-oxoglutarate dehydrogenase complex component E1-like. Gene Ontology annotation, biological process: tricarboxylic acid cycle. The transcript has 13 exons. Gene Ontology annotation, cellular component: mitochondrion; oxoglutarate dehydrogenase complex. The record is from RefSeq and is a predicted model, not a curated record. Gene Ontology annotation, molecular function: thiamine pyrophosphate binding; oxoglutarate dehydrogenase (succinyl-transferring) activity. The coding region runs from base 351 to 3410 and encodes 1019 amino acids. Lineage: Eukaryota; Metazoa; Arthropoda; Insecta; Diptera; Cecidomyiidae.
GAAAAAUGUAUGCAAUGUUCGUAUCGAAUAUACACCGUUUCCACACAUAUACACAUGGAUAUGCAUGUAUGACAGUAGCUAAUUGUCAUGUGGCACGCUGUUGGUGUGGCUAUCGCGCGCUCACAUUGCCCAUUUAGUUAUACUGAAAUUUAUCCGGAAUCAACAACGUGCAUUCUUUCAAAGAAAAAGGAACAAAAAAAAACACCGUUUCUCCCAUAAAAUAAUUUAUAUUCUAUUCUUCGUUGUCCGUCGUCGUCGUCUUUUUUCAUGUUUUGAUUUAUUAAAUUCGAUCUUAAAACUAAUAUAAACGCUAGCGGUUUUUUUUCCUCCAAAUAAACUCAUAGAUAACGAUGCAUCGCGCCCAUACAGCUUAUUCGGUGUGUUUAUCACCAGCCAGACAACCAAAACUAUCGCAAUGGCUGGCCCAAAAGACGUCAGACAAGACCAAGUUCAUGAAGGACUUCUUUGCCGUAUCAUCGGUAAGAAGUUAUUCAGUAGCCGCUGACAAGCCAUCGUUAGAUGGCAACAGCUCCAGCUACGUAGAAGAAAUGUACAACUCAUGGUUACGAGAUCCAGCUUCAGUGCAUACGUCAUGGGAUGCAUAUUUCCGAAGCAAUACUUACUGUGCACCACCAUCGCUAGCACCCGUACAAAGGAAUCAGAUGCCAUUAUCACAAUUCGCACCAUUCAUUGGUGGCGGUGCAUUGGCCGGUGCUGAACCCGACGAAAAAAUCAUUGACGAUCAUUUAGCUGUGCAAGCAAUCAUUAGAAGCUAUCAGUCACGUGGUCAUUUGGUUGCUGACGUGGAUCCGUUAGGCAUUACAACCAGUGCUCCCAAAGAAAUCGGCGGCACUAAGAGACGAGCCAAUGAAAAUGUUACACGAAAAUAUUUUAAUUUUGACGAGAAAGAUAUGGAUCGUGUAUUCAAACUGCCAAGUACAACCUUCAUUGGAGGACAAGACAAAGCAUUGCCACUACGUGAAAUUUUGGAUCGUUUGGAAAAAGUGUAUUGUAAUAAAAUAGGUGUUGAGUUUAUGUUUAUCAAUUCGUUGGAACAAUGUAACUGGAUCCGUAAGAAAUUCGAAACACCUGGCGUACUGAACUAUACGCCAGAGGAGAAGCGUUUGAUAUUGGCCCGUUUGACACGUGCCACCGGUUUUGAAGCAUUUUUGGCCAAGAAAUUCCAGUCGGAGAAGCGUUUCGGUCUUGAGGGUGGUGAAAUGAUGAUUCCAGCCAUGAAGCAAAUCAUUGAUGUGUCCACCAAGCUUGGUGUUGAAUCGGUUAUCAUGGGAAUGCCACAUCGUGGUCGUUUGAACACUUUGGCAAAUGUGUGCCGUAAGCCAUUGCACCACAUUUUCACGCAAUUCGCUGGUUUGGAAGCGGCCGAUGACGGUUCCGGUGAUGUUAAAUAUCACUUGGGAACAUAUAUCGAACGUUUGAAUCGUGUCACAAACAAAAAUGUCCGCUUGGCCAUUGUUGCAAAUCCAUCACAUUUGGAAGCCUGUGAUCCAGUUGUACAGGGUAAAACUCGUGCCGAGCAAUUCUAUCGUGGUGAUGGUGAAGGCAAACGUGUUAUGUCAAUGUUGAUCCACGGAGAUGCUGCUUUCUGCGGCCAAGGUGUUGUCUUCGAAACGAUGCACUUGUCCGAAUUGCCCGACUACACCACACACGGAACCAUUCAUUUGGUUGUCAACAAUCAAAUUGGUUUCACCACUGAUCCACGUUUCUCACGCUCGUCACCAUACUGUACUGAUGUUGCACGUGUUGUUAAUGCACCUAUUUUCCACGUUAAUGCCGACGAUCCCGAAGCCGUUAUUCAUGUGUGCAGCGUGGCUGCCGAAUGGCGCGCCACGUUCCACAAAGAUGUUGUUAUUGAUUUGGUCAGCUAUCGACGCAACGGACACAAUGAAAUCGAUGAGCCAAUGUUCACGCAACCACUUAUGUACCAGAAAAUUCGUCAGCACAAAAAUUGUUUGGAAAUAUACUCAGACAAGUUGAUCAAAGAAGGUAUCGUUACUCCAGAAGAUGUUAAGAGUGUUCGUGAUAAGUACGAAAAGAUCUGCGACGAAGCCCUUGAUUUGUCCAAAAAGGAAACUCAUAUUAAGUUCAAGGAUUGGUUGGAUUCACCAUGGUCUGGUUUCUUCGAAGGAAAAGACCCAUUGAAGGUAGCACCAACUGGUGUGAAAGAGGAGACAUUGGUGCACAUUGGCAACCGAUUCUCGUCACCACCACCAAAUGCAGCCGAAUUCAUCAUUCAUCGUGGUUUGUUGCGUAUUUUGGCCGCUCGUAAGGAAAUGGUUGACCACAAAAUCGUUGACUGGGCAUUGGGUGAAGCGAUGGCCUUCGGUUCCCUACUCAAAGAAGGAAUCCAUGUGCGUUUGUCAGGUCAAGAUGUUGAGCGUGGUACAUUUUCACAUCGUCAUCAUGUGCUUCAUCAUCAAAACGUUGACAAGGCCACUUAUCGACCAUUGUGCCAUUUGUAUCCAGAUCAAGCACCAUACAGUGUGAAUAACAGUUCCUUGUCCGAAUAUGCUGUGCUCGGUUUUGAGCUCGGCUAUUCGAUGACCAAUCCAAAUGCACUUGUCAUCUGGGAGGCUCAAUUCGGUGAUUUCAACAACACGGCACAGUGUAUCAUCGAUCAGUUUGUGUCAAGUGGUCAAGCGAAAUGGGUGCGUCAAUCGGGCUUGGUAAUGCUAUUGCCACACGGUAUGGAAGGUAUGGGCCCCGAGCAUUCAUCGGCUCGAUUGGAACGUUUCUUGCAAAUGAGCUCAGACGAUCCUGACUACUUCCCACCCGAAUCCGACGAAUUCGCCAUUCGUCAAUUGCAUGACAUCAAUUGGAUCAUUGCCAAUUGCUCAACACCGGCCAACUAUUUCCACAUUUUGCGACGACAAAUCGCAUUGCCGUUCCGCAAACCAUUGAUCUUAAUGACACCAAAAUCAUUGUUGCGUCAUCCGGAAGCAAAGAGCGAAUUCAGUAAAAUGAUUGAAGGUACAGAAUUCUUGCGCGUCAUUCCCGAAGAAGGUGUCAGCUCAGAAGCUCCCGGCAAAGUCAAAAAAUUGAUCUUCUGCUCCGGUCGUGUCUACUACGAUUUAACCAAAGCACGUAAGGAUCGUGGCCUUGACUCAGAUGUUGCUAUCGCCAGAAUCGAACAGAUUUCACCGUUCCCAUACGAUUUGGUCAAGGAAGAGUGUGCCAAAUAUCCAAAUGCCGAGGUUGUAUGGGCUCAAGAAGAGCACAAAAAUCAAGGUGCCUGGAAUUAUAUUUCACCAAGAUUCCUCACCGCCUUGAAUCAUACUCGUGAUAUUAAUUACGUUGGUCGAUCAACGGCUGCAUCAACUGCGACCGGUUCAAAGGCUCAACACAACAAGGAAUUGGCCGGAUUAUUGGACGCCGCUUACACCCUCUAAAUCUAAAAUCGCAAGUGAUUUGGGCUAAGAAAUACAACAACAAAAACAAAUGAAAAACAAACAGAAAUCAGGAAAUCUUUAACUUAUAGACCGAAGCUAUUUAGACGAAUGAGAAUAAAACAAAUUGCACGCGCUCUCACAAAAUGAAAUCAAAAGAACAACAAAAGCUAAAAAAAAAACUUAGUAAAAAAAAGGUUGCAACUGUUGCAAAUUAGUAUUGCCAAUUUCGCCUAGUUUUUGAAAUAUUCUUAAUAGAAGAAUUUAUCAUAAAGAAACAAAAGAAAAACCUAACUUAUAUUAUUUCGAUACAAUAUGCAUAAACACACACUCAACAACAAACAAAAUCAUCCUCUUCUCUUUGAAAAAAAAAAGAAAACAAAAUUUGAAUAAGUUAAACAAACAAAAAUAUUUUUCUGCAAACCCGUAGCUUUUUUGCACCAAUUUCUUAUUAGAUAAAUGUGACCUCGUUCGAAAUACACAUACAUUGAAAGAAAGAAACAAAGAAAAAAAAUCGAAAAAAAUGAUUCAAGAAGAAACAAAGAAGAGAGAGCUUAUAACUAAAAUAAAGGAAAAUUGUUGGCAAUUUUUUUUUCUUUAGUAAUAUUCUGUUUAUUUUUUCUUUCUUUUUUAAAUAGUGUUAAAAGGAUCAUUAAAUUAUUGUGUAUAUAAAUAAAUAUAAUAAAUCAAAUUCACUAAUGUUGAA